AUGUCGGAUUCGUCGCAACAUUUACGGAUCGCUCUCACGGUUACCCAUCUGUUGCUCGUCGGUCUCGGUUCACUCAACGUUUUCGUCAUUUUUCUCAUUCUUUCACGCCCAUAUCUGCGCUCGAUAACAAACGUCUACAUGGUCGGCUUAUGUCUAGCCGACUUCAUCUAUCUCACCGAUUUAUCGCUUGUUGCUGCCACAUCGCUAAAUACGAGGAGCUGGCCAUUUGGCUCAGUUUUAUGUCAUUUUUAUCACGGUACGGAAACUACAGGAAAAUAUGCGUCGGUGUUAUUUGUCGUGCUACUGGCUGCAGAUCGUUACUUGGCAAUGUGUAAGACCGAUAUUUGUGCACGAUUUAGAAAUUAUCGUGUGGCGAUGAUUCUCAGCACAUUCGCAUGGGUGACGGCAAUAGUGUGCAGCCUGCCUUUAUAUCUUUAUGCAAAAGAGGCCACAUUUGGUGUACGACCAAAAGAUGCGAGUGGUGAACAGACGAAUAGAACUUUUUGCCUCGUUCAUUGGCCAAGCACUCCGGCAGCUCAGUGGUAUAUCACAACGUGUUCCGUGCUAAUUUUUAUCAUACCAGUACUUGUUAUUUUUUACUGCUAUUAUAAGGUAUUUUGCAAACUACGGGAAGCAGAAAAGGGUUCGCGUCGUUUACAUCGAUCACCUGCACGGGCACCUUAUCAACGAGUAACAAGAAGUGUUCAGCGGGUCGUACUAUUCCAUCUUCUAUGUUGGACACCGUUCUGGUUGUUUAAUUUGUUCUCAUCAAUUUUUCGUGUACGAAUCACUUCGCAACCUGAACGUAUCGUUGUGAAUAUAAUUCAUCUAUUUCCUUAUGUUAACUGUGCGCUUAAUCCGUUGCUCUACGCCUAUAGGGCCGAGAAUUUUCGAGUCGCCUUCAAGUCACUGUUUCUUUUUACGUCCAGCCUGCCGAAUGAACGGAAUCAUCUCGACUGCACCACCAGAUCACUCCCUUCACCUGUACCUUUUACUUAUACGGCAUAA
Messenger RNA from Angiostrongylus costaricensis, 1008 nucleotides. The record is from the annotation of a GenBank genome assembly. Lineage: Eukaryota; Metazoa; Nematoda; Chromadorea; Rhabditida; Metastrongylidae.